AUGACAUUCACUCAUCUGCCUUUAAGACAUCUUAUGAAGGAUAAAGCACAAUGCAUUGAAGAUCAGUACAGAAAAAAAAGCUUUGUUGACUGGUCUUUAUCGGCGCUGUUUGAAAAUUCUUGUAUACCAAAAGAUACAACUGAGUUCUGGACUGCAGUUCGCCACUACAAAAAUACAUCAGGAGAUGCAGCAUUUAAUGAACUAACAGACUAUUGCCUAACUUGUCUUGUUCUUCCUAUAUCAAACGCUUUUGUGGAAUGUGUUUUUUCUCAGAAGAAAAUUAUUAACCACGAAUCUUUACCAAAUCUAAAUGAAAAGUCUAUAAAACAAUUUUGCACUACUCGAACAAUAUGCUCAGAUAGAACAAGCUCUGCUGAAUCAGUGCAAAUCAUUACCAGCACUGCCACAGAUGAAACGCAGGGAAGCUCGCGUGUGUCUAAUAACACAAUUGCCUUUUUUCAAAAAGCAUCGACACAGGUCUCACUGCGGGAGAUUUUGCAAAGAAAAGAAUUGUGGCAACUUGAUAAUCCUAAGGCUCAAGCUUUUACCAAGCUUAUUGGAGAAAUGAUAUGUUUAGACUUGCAGCCAUACUGUAUUGUUGAAGAUAAAGGUUUUACCCGACUUUUAAAGAAUUUAGCUCCAAACUAUACAAUACCUAGUCGAAAGUAUUUCUCCACAAAAGUCAUUCCCCUGAUGUAUGAAACCAUAAAAGCCAAAGUAAAAUAUGAGCUUGAUCAAGCAGAUUUCUUAAGUUUAACUAGUGAUGGUUGGACCUGUCAGCACACAAUUCAAUCGUAUUACAGUUUAACAGCUAGAUUUGUAACGCAUGAGUUUACAGUUAAACAUGUCAUCUUACAAGUUACACACUUCCCUGAGUCGCACACAGGGCACAAUAUAAGUAAAUUCAUAAAUGAAGCGCUACAAUCAUGGGAAAUUCCCCGUGAAAAAAUUCAUGCAGUUUUAACUGAUAAUGCAGCCAAUGUAAUGGCUGCCAUUAAAGAGUCAAAUUUAGGCAAUAAACAUCUUCCAUGUCUGAUACAUACUUUACAACUUUGUAUUCAGAAAAAGAUUUUUAGAGAACAAAGAACAGCAAGUGAUACAAUAGCUGUUUUUCGAGCAUUAGCAGGACAUUUCCACCACUCAUCUAGUGCUGUGGCUAAACUAAAGGAAAUUCAAAGUCAACUAAAAUUGCCAGAGCAUAACAUAAUUUAAGAUGUUUCCACAAGAUGGAAUUCGACAUACUAUAUGCUUGAAAGGUUCAUUGAGCAGAAAAAAGCUAUUACAUUGUAUUGCAUUACCAGAAAUCAAGCAAAUGCAAAAAAUCCUACGGAAAAUCAAUGGCAACUUGCUGAAAUGCUUGUAUGCAUAUUAAAACACUUCGAAAGUACUACAAAAGACAUGAGUAAAGAAACGGCAUGUAUAUCAGAGAUUAUACCAUUUAUCUAUGCAAUGGAAAAGUUUCUAGACUACGCUUGUGACACGGCAACUGAAAUAAAAACUGUUGUUGAUGAACUUAAGAAAGAUUUUAACUGUCGUUUUCAAAAAUACAAGGAUACUCAUGAAUCUCUCAAUGAAAAACUCAAGAAUCAUAAUAUAAUAGAAAUACUCCAUUUAGAGUUCUACCGUUUUUGUUCCAAAUCUCAUUUAGAAUAAGUAAAAGAAAUUGAAUUUGGUGUAGCAAGAGGUAGUGGAUCAGACUCAGAAGAAUCAUUAAGUUCAUUUUCAGAAUCUAAAAUUCAUCAGUCCGACUCAGAUUUUGAUGGCCAUGGCUCUCCAUUAAAAAAAAAAAAACUAAUGAGCAUGGACAUAUAUAGCUUGUUCCACCAAAUCGGUGCAAAUGAGUAUGCUCUACAAAAUUCAGAAAAUUCUGACGGACGAAGAAAAAAGAAAAAAAACACUAGUUCAAUGGGAAAAACUCUAACUGUCAAAGAAAAAUGCACCGAUGAAGUCAACUUCUACUUGAGCCUUCCAAUACUGCCAAAGAAUGAAUGCCCUUAUAAGUGGUGGAGUGCAUACCGUUACACUUUCUCUGAUAAAGAUACUUACAAGUUGAAUUUGUCAAAGUUUUCAAAGAAAGUUUUGUGCGCGCCUCCUUCAUCUGUAAAAAGUGAACGCUUAUUUAGCACAUCUGGAAACAUAUUUGAAGCAAAAAGAAACAGACUAUUACCCGAACAUGGAGAACAGAUUGCAUUUUUAAAUUGUAAUAUGCCUGCUUUCAUUGAAUAAAUUUUUAUUAACUAAAUAACAGACUGCAGCUUCUUAGUUCAACUGAUUCAACUUUUUAACAAUAUUUAAAACAAAUACCAAAUUUUGUGUUCAAAUUAAAAUAAUGACUACUUUUAUAUUUUUACAUUUUACGUGUUUACAUUUUUAUAAAUUCUUUCAAAGAAUAGACCAUAAUUUACCUAAAGUAUCAGUAAAUGUCUAAGAUUUAGUGAUGUAAUCUUUCCUAUACCUGCUAGAUAUAUAGAGUUAAGACUCUAAAUUUCACUCUCUAAAUUUUUGUACAAAAUUUGUUUAAAUUUUUUAUAAUAUUGAUUUUGUUUUAUAAUUUUCCUAAAAUGGGCAUGUAGGCCAAAACAUUGAAACCUAAAACAUUGAUAUAUAAUUUUGAAAGCAACUUGAUUAUUCAAACCACCGUGGUGAAGUAAAUUGAGCUUUAAAUUACGUAUAGAUUAAGCCGAAGCUUCGGCUUCGGCAAAGUGGCUUCAGCCGAAGCUUCGGCUUCGGCAAAAUUGCAGCUUCGGUACAUCCCUACUAAUUACCUUGUUUUAACAUAUUUGUUGUAUAGGCAGGUUCGGCGCAUAGCCACCAAUAUAUCAUUGAUGUGACAAAAACAUUAUAUGUAUUUUAUUCUAAAUGGUUAUACAAUAAUUGGGUCUCAACAAGAUUUGGUCUUUAAUUGGGUUUCAGUGAGACUAGAUUAAUGUUAUAAACUUAUUUUAAUAUUAAUACAUCUUAAAAUACUUAUUAACAGGCCCGCCAAGAGCUUUUGUGAUGCCCGCGUCCAAAAGUUUAAUGGAUGCCCUAUUAAACUCUAGAACUUAAAAUGAAAAAUACCAAGUAAAUUAGUAUUGCUUUUUUGGUUUACUUUCACCGAAAACCGAAAAUCACAUUUAAUUAGUUUUGGUUUUUAAAAACAAACUAUGGUACUAGUCUUAAUAUCGAACUUCUUGGCCUACGUAGCGGCAAAAAUAACAACUUCAUAAAAAAAGUUAUUGGCUAAAUCUGAUUCAAUUGAAAUGAUCAAGUAGCACAAUACUGAUGAAAUUUUUUUUUUCUACUUACGAAAAAUAAAAAUAAAAAACUUUAUAAGAAAAUUCGUAUUUACAUACGUCUUCUGGGUAACGUUUUGCCAGAUUCUCAGCUUUUAAACCUAGAUUUUUGUCUGUUUGAGAUUUCAGUAAAGAUUAAAGGAAUAAAAACUUGUUAAAUUUCUCUUAUAUAACUUUAAAUCUUGAUCUCAUUUGAACAGUCAGAUUGUCGAGUGCAACAUUGAAGACAUUACACCCAAAGUUUUUUGAUGCUUUUUCGUGGUUGUAACUAGCAGUUUCAUCAGGUUCUCUUCACAGCAAUUAUAGUUUUGUCAAAUUUCAAAACCUUUGCUACUUCUGUUGCCUUUAUCAAGUAUAAUUAGGUACCAAGAUAAACGGUUUCAAUCCAGAUCUGUCAAAAGGCCAAAUCAAAAUAUUUACUUCAUCAUCUAGAGUGAGUUAAGUGGAUUGAAGCUGAAGAU
Hydra vulgaris (swiftwater hydra) is the source of this 3736-nucleotide messenger RNA. Its product is annotated as zinc finger BED domain-containing protein 4-like. Lineage: Eukaryota; Metazoa; Cnidaria; Hydrozoa; Anthoathecata; Hydridae. The record is from RefSeq and is a predicted model, not a curated record.